AUGUUUAAUCCACACAUAUUAGAUUCCCCGGCUGUGAUUUUUGACAACGGGUCAGGGCUCUGCAAAGCAGGCCUUUCUGGUGAGAUUGGGCCCCGUCACGUCAUCAGUUCCAUUGUGGGGCACCCGAAAUACAAGAUGCCCUUGGCAGGUGCCAAUCAGAAGAAGUACUUUGUUGGGGAGGAAGCACUGUACAAAUAUGAGGUCUUACACCUGCGCUACCCCAUCGAGCGCGGGCUGGUCACAGGGUGGGAGGACAUGGCAAAGCUCUGGAAACACCUGUUCGAGUGGGAGCUGGGCGUGAAGCCCAGCGAACGGCCUGUGCUCAUGACUGAGCCCUCCCUGAACCCUAGGGAGAACCGUGAGAAGAUGGCUGAAGUCAUGUUCGAGAACUUCAAUGUGCCCGCCUUCUACCUGUCAGACCAGGCUGUACUGGCACUCUACGCCUCCGCCUGUGUCACAGGCCUGGUGGUGGACAGCGGGGAUGGGGUCACCUGCACCGUUCCUGUCUUUGAGGGCUACUCCCUGCCCCAUGCGGUCACCAAGCUCUACGUAGCAGGCAGGGACAUCACGGAGUUCCUCACCCGGCUCCUCCUGGCCAGUGGGCGGACCUUCCCGUGCCUGCUGGACAAGGGCCUCGUGGAUGACAUCAAAGAGAAGCUGUGCUAUGUGGCCAUAGAGCCGGAGAAGGAGUUCAGCCAGAGGCCAGAGGAGGUCCUGAGAGAGUACAAGCUGCCGGAUGGGAGCGUCAUCAGCAUCGGGGAGCAGCUGUACCAGGCGCCUGAGGCCCUGUUUGUGCCAGAGCACCUGGGCAUCCAGGACCCAGGGCUCUCGAAGAUGGUGUCCAACAGCAUCACCAAGUGUGACACCGACAUUCAGAGGACCCUCUUUGGGGAGAUUGUGUUGUCUGGGGGCACCACCCUGUUCCGGGGGCUCGAUGACCGGCUUCUCAGGGAGCUGGAGCAGCUGGCUGCUAAGGGGACCCCCAUCAAGAUCACGGCUCCUCCCGACCGGUGGUUCUCCACGUGGAUUGGGGCCUCCAUUGUCACCUCUCUGAGCAGCUUCAAGCAGAUGUGGGUCACUGCUGCAGACUUCAAGGAGUUCGGGACGUCUGUGAUCCAGAGAAGAUGCUUCUGA
Molecule: messenger RNA, 1134 nt
Organism: Nycticebus coucang (slow loris)
Lineage: Eukaryota; Metazoa; Chordata; Mammalia; Primates; Lorisidae
Gene: ACTRT2
Product: actin related protein T2
Exons: 1
Coding region: 1-1134 (377 amino acids)
Source: RefSeq, a predicted model, not a curated record